Messenger RNA from Leptopilina heterotoma, 2044 nucleotides. Its product is annotated as bromodomain-containing protein DDB_G0280777-like. The coding region runs from base 118 to 1755 and encodes 545 amino acids. The record is from RefSeq and is a predicted model, not a curated record. The transcript has 3 exons. NCBI's taxonomy places the organism in Eukaryota, Metazoa, Arthropoda, Insecta, Hymenoptera, Figitidae.
GACCCACCAUCAGAGUUUGCAGAUUUCUUCGUCAAUAACCACCGUCGUGUGUACAACAAACUAUCAGGAUAAAAGUUUUCGUGGAUUUUCACACAAUUUUAAAUAAAAAAAUUCAUCAUGAGACUCCAAACGUUUUUGGUGUUUCUAUUGGUUGCUUUUUGCUCGGCCGAAGAAGAAGAAGAAGUUGCAGCAGCAACAGCAGCUGAAGCGCAACGUAUUGUGCGCGCACCUCAGGGACAUAUUCAAUACGAUGACUCUAAUGGCUACAGAGUGAGUUGGAAGCUAUUUGCACCCUACACUCAAUGGACUUCCGAAUUGGAAAAUAUUCAGUCGAGUGAAAGCAAGAGUCAAGAUACGGAACAUGUUCCGGAAAUAAAGACAUCAAACCCCCAGGAAAGAAUAUUAGUAUCGACAAUUGAAAAGCAGGAAUAUCAUCCACAAGAUAAGCAAUAUUAUCAACAAGAAAAGCAACAUUAUCAACAGCAACAAGAGAAACAACAUUAUCAACAGCAACAAGAGAAACAACAUUAUCAACAGCAACAAGAGAAGCAAUAUUAUCAACAGCAACAAGAGAAGCAACAUUAUCAACAGCAACAAGAGAAGCAACAUUACCAACAGCAACAAGAGAAGCAACAUUAUAAUCAACAGGAGAAGCAACAACAACAACAACAACAACAACAAGAGAAGCAAUAUCAACAACAAGAGAAGCAGCAGCAACAACAACAAAUUGAGCCAGCAGUCGAGUACAAACCAUAUUCAAUGGUACCAACAUAUAUUAAACAAUUAAUCUUCAAAAUGUACGAACCACAAGGUCCCUAUGUUGAUCCAAAAGUUUACAUUUAUCACACACCAGUCGAGGUGAAUAUUGACGAUAAAAAAGAAUCAUCAUCCAACGAUAAUGAACAAGAAAAAAAUGCCGAAAGACGUCAAGAAACAAUUCACAAUCACGAUGCAAUUAAUGAACCAAUUCGACAAUAUUCCUACGCCGAACAAGAAACUGCAAGUCAGCAGCAAGUACCGCAAAGAAUUGCCACUACUCAACAGGAAUUGUCACCAUCAUUAGCAACAUCGUCAUUAUCAUCAUCUUCAUUAUCAUCAUCAUCAUUAUUAUCAUCAUCAUUAUCAUCAUCACCAUCAGUAUCAUCAGCAUUAUUAUCAUCACCAUCAUCAUUAUUAUCAUCAUCAUCAUCAUCAGUACCAUCAUCAUUAUUAUCAUCACAAUCCUUAUCAUCAUCAUUAUUAUCAUCAUCAUCACCAUCCUUAGCAUCAUCAGCAUCAUCCAAAGACGAUGCAACAAAACAGACAACAAACGACUAUCAAAAUCCAAUAAUAAAAAAGAAAACAUAUUACGGUAAAUAUCCACUAAAAGAAAUUGGACACAUUGAAUACAAGAAAGAUGAGGGAGAAACAAAAUCAUCAUCAUCAUCAACAGCACAAUAUGGAUUUGUACCACCACAACAAUUGAAAAAUUCCGAAAGUAUUUCAUCGACACAAGACUCAUCAUUACAUGAUAAUAUUAUGCCAUCGUUAAUUCAACAAUUACUCAAUCUUCAAGCACAAAUUCCCUAUUAUGUGAUUGCAAAUAGAAUAAAUUACAAACCAAAGAAAAUGUUCAUUCCAAAACCAAUAGUUGAGGAUGAAAAAGGCGCUUACAGUUAUCGCAGUAAAGUCUAUUAUAUGCGCGAUGAUGAUAAUGAGGAGAAUGAAAGUAAACAAAUUGAUAAAAUUAACGAAAAAGAAACAACAAGUCGUUAGAAAAUUUUUUCUGUUUUAAUUAUUAGAUUGAUUGUUCUUCCAUUUUUUUCAAAUUUUUGAAGAAAAAGAAAAUUAAACUUUAGGGGCAGAAUUCAAAAUUUUCACAGAAAAUAAAAAGUAUUUUUUUUUUUUAAUUCCAAAUUUUGAAGAAACAUUUCUAAUUGGCCUUAGGAAUGUGUCCACCAAAGAACAGGAAAAAAAAUUUUUUUUUAUAAAAUCAAUUUUGUAAAAUCAAUUUUUUUUUUUGCAACUUUUUAAACAAAAUUUUAUUUCUCCCAAAUGAAUGAAC